CCCCUCCCUCCCUUCCCCCUCCCUCUCCCCUUUCGCUUUGAUUUCGCUCUCCUCCUCCCCUCUGCGUGUGUGUGUGUGUUUUUCGCCGCCGCCGCCGCUCUCCACCGAGCCCCUUGGCAUGAGUUAAGCACCAGCGAUGGACACCAAACACUUCCUGCCACUGGAUUUCUCAAACCAAGUCAAUUCCACAUCCCUGAACUCCCCGACGAGCCGAGGCCCCAUGGCCACCCCAUCCCUGCACCCGUCCAUUGGGCCGGGCAUCGGCUCCUCGCUGGGCUCCCCGGGCCAGCUGCACUCGCCCAUCAGCACCCUGAGCUCGCCCAUCAACGGCAUGGGGCCACCCUUCUCCGUCAUCAGCUCCCCCAUGGGCCCGCACUCGAUGUCUGUCCCCUCCACACCCAGCCUGGGAUUCGGCACCAGCAGCCCGCAGCUCAACUCACCCAUGAACCCCGUCAGCAGCUCAGAAGAUAUCAAGCCACCCCUGGGGCUCAACGGAGUCCUCAAAGUGCCAGCACAUCCCUCAGGAACAAUGGCCUCCUUCACCAAGCACAUAUGUGCCAUCUGCGGGGACAGAUCUUCAGGUAAACAUUACGGGGUGUACAGCUGCGAGGGCUGCAAAGGCUUCUUCAAGCGCACGGUGCGGAAGGACCUGACCUACACCUGCCGCGACAACAAGGACUGCUUGAUCGACAAGCGCCAGCGCAACCGCUGCCAGUACUGCCGCUACCAGAAGUGUCUUGCCAUGGGGAUGAAGCGGGAAGCUGUGCAGGAGGAGAGGCAGCGGGGGAAAGACCGCAACGAGAACGAAGUGGAGUCCACAAGUAGCGCCAACGAGGACAUGCCCGUGGAGAAGAUCCUGGAAGCAGAACUCGCUGUGGAGCCAAAGACAGAGACGUACAUUGAGGCAAACAUGGGCCUGACGCCGAGCUCGCCCAACGACCCGGUGACGAACAUUUGCCAGGCGGCCGACAAGCAGCUCUUCACCCUGGUGGAGUGGGCCAAGAGGAUCCCCCAUUUCUCGGAGCUGCCCCUGGAUGACCAGGUCAUCCUGCUGCGAGCAGGGUGGAACGAGCUCCUCAUCGCCUCCUUCUCCCACCGCUCCAUAGCAGUGAAGGACGGGAUCCUGCUGGCCACUGGGCUGCACGUGCACCGCAACAGCGCGCACAGCGCCGGCGUCGGGGCCAUCUUCGACAGAGUACUGACAGAGCUCGUGUCAAAGAUGCGAGACAUGCAGAUGGACAAGACAGAGCUGGGCUGCCUGCGAGCCAUCGUCCUCUUCAACCCCGACUCAAAAGGUCUCUCCAACCCGGCUGAAGUGGAGGCGUUACGGGAGAAGGUGUACGCGUCGCUGGAGGCGUACUGCAAGCACAAAUACCCCGACCAGCCCGGGAGGUUCGCCAAGCUCCUGCUCCGCCUGCCAGCCCUGCGGUCCAUCGGCCUCAAAUGCCUGGAGCACCUCUUCUUCUUCAAGCUAAUAGGCGACACGCCUAUCGACACCUUCUUGAUGGAAAUGCUGGAAGCGCCCCAUCAAAUGACUUAGAGAACUGCUGCUGGGUCAGUCCCUCGCCCGGCCAGGGCCAUGCGGGCUCCGUCCUCUGCUUCCUCCUCCUCCGCCCCAGCCCCUUCCCUCUGCUCCCCGAAUGCUGGAGGCACCGUCCGAGCUUCUCCGCGUGGUCCCCGGGUCGAACCCGCACCUCCUUGCCGCCUCAUCACGUUGACCCUUUUGUCCGUUCGCUGUCACUGCUGCAUCUCAAGACCUCUGAUGGCUGUUUCCCUGCGGUAGAUGUAGAGGAGUGGGGACGGAGCGCUUCGCACCAGUGCCGGGUGGUGGCACUUGUCGUGGGAGCGGGGACGGUCCCGUCCCAUCCCGGCCCCGCAGCGGGGUUUGGACGAGCCAAGGGAGCGGUUCGGCUCUCCCGGAUUGCAGCUGGCUAUUUUCAGAGGAUGGAGGUUUUUUU
Numida meleagris (helmeted guineafowl) is the source of this 1958-nucleotide messenger RNA. It is a transcript of the gene RXRA, whose product is annotated as retinoid X receptor alpha. The record is from RefSeq and is a predicted model, not a curated record. Gene Ontology annotation, cellular component: nucleus; RNA polymerase II transcription regulator complex. Gene Ontology annotation, biological process: negative regulation of transcription by RNA polymerase II; response to retinoic acid; cell differentiation. Gene Ontology annotation, molecular function: zinc ion binding; retinoic acid-responsive element binding; nuclear steroid receptor activity. The coding region runs from base 137 to 1540 and encodes 467 amino acids. Lineage: Eukaryota; Metazoa; Chordata; Aves; Galliformes; Numididae. The transcript has 10 exons.